Molecule: messenger RNA, 3631 nt
Organism: Chanos chanos (milkfish)
Lineage: Eukaryota; Metazoa; Chordata; Actinopteri; Gonorynchiformes; Chanidae
Gene: bcat2
Product: branched chain amino-acid transaminase 2, mitochondrial
Exons: 11
Coding region: 1257-2249 (330 amino acids)
Biological process (GO): L-valine biosynthetic process; L-leucine biosynthetic process
Cellular component (GO): mitochondrion
Molecular function (GO): branched-chain-amino-acid:2-oxoglutarate transaminase activity
Source: RefSeq, a predicted model, not a curated record
AAUCAUCUCAAGCAUUAUCUCAUAGACUCUCUGUGUCAAUACUUAACAGCGUUAGGUAAAUAUGCAUGUCUCGUUUGGAUAAAGGUGCGAUGACCUUUGGCUAUUCGUUUAAACUCUGUACUCUGUACACCAGUGGUACGUGGUUCCUCACUGUCUAGGCGGCAGCGCGACAUGGAGGAAAUCAACUUUUACGCGGAUAGAUAGCCCUACGUUUUCGCUUGACAUAUAUGUCAAUAAGCAAACUGAAUCAGUCAUGUCAAAAAUAGGUGUCGUUCUUGUAUCUUUGAAGUUUCGCGUACUUGUGCCCAUUAAAGAUCGCGUGCUGUAGCUAUGUGUCUGAGUGCACAGAUUUAGAUAUGCAGUAAAGUUAGGCGAUAGCCGUUAAAUGCGUGUAACUGAGAAAGAUGUUAUUCGCCGUGCUGGGAUCAAAGUAAUAUUGCAGUAGUUCUGCGACGAGAUCGGGACUCUAGGAUACUUUCUUUUGCUUUUUUAGCAGGGAAACAAAUGGUCAAACUAGCUGCGGAUCCAUCGGUCCUUUUGGUCUGGGCAGCCUUUGUAGAUCUAGAUUAAUAAAAGUAACCCCCCCAAAGGCUCAGCUGUUCCUCACACAUGCAAACACACAAAGAAGGACCGAAAGGUACAGUAUUAACGGCCCGCGUGAGAGCUAGCAAAGGAGAGCUGCUAACGACAUACAGUACGUGUCACCUUGGCAGCCCAAACUCAAACUCGAAAUCUCGUGUUACAUCAGUCUGAGUCCUGCACCUCUUGGAUGUAUUUAACCUCUUGGUUUGAUUGCCAUACAGACCUUCUAUAAAACAUUGAUAUGGGCUCUUCAUGGACGAUUCAUUCAAGUUCUGCCCCUUUCACGGGGGUCAUUGCGACUCGCCAGCUCCAGUUCCUCUUUCAAGCUUUCUCCUUACCCUGCUUUGACUCUGAUUCUGUUAAUUUCAAAUAAUAACAAAUGCUUUUAAUGGGCAUGAUGAAUCCAGAUUCACGUUUCAAAUGCAUGUGCAAUCAGUAAUGAGAAAAAAAAAAAAACAAAAAAACAACAACAACCAUCUACCUCUCUACGUCUUCGCUUUUCCGUCCGUUCUCUCUUUCUCUCUCCUUCUCUCUCUUUCUCUCUCCUUCUCUUUCUUUCUCUCCCUCUGGAUUGUUAUCGUUAGGCUGCAGAUCUCACAAUCGAGAAGAAUCCAGUGCCGAAGCCCAAACCAGACCCGUCCUCGCUGGUCUUCGGGAAGCAGUUCUCGGACCACAUGCUGACCGUCUCCUGGUCAGAGAAGGGUGGAUGGGAGGCUCCACAGAUCAAACCUUUUCAGAACCUGUCCCUGCAUCCUGCCUCCUCAGCCCUGCACUACUCUAUAGAGCUCUUUGAGGGGAUGAAGGCCUACCGUGGGGUGGAUAACCACAUUCGUCUCUUCAGGCCCAUGCUGAAUAUGGAGCGCAUGCAUCGCAGUGCCAAGCGCUGCUGCUUACCUGUGUUUGACAAGGCUGAGCUGCUGGAGUGCAUUAAGAAGCUGGUGGAGGUGGAUCAGGAGUGGGUUCCGUAUUCUCAGGAUGCCAGUUUGUACAUCAGACCCACCUUCAUUGGCACUGAGCCUUCUCUGGGCGUGUCUCGAGCAGGCCACGCCCUGAUCUUUGUCAUCGUGGGGCCAGUAGGUCCUUACUUUGCCACAGGGGCUUUCAGUCCAGUGUCUCUGCUCGCUGAUCCCCGCUACGUCAGGGCCUGCCGUGGAGGAGUGGGAGCAUACAAGAUGGGCGGGAACUACGGGCCCACCAUAGCCGUCCAGAGUGAGGCAGUGAAACAGGGCUGUCAGCAGGUGCUUUGGCUGUACGGAGAUCAGGAGGAGAUCACAGAGGUCGGCACCAUGAACCUCUUCAUCUACUGGACCACAGAAAACGGAGAACGGGAGCUGCUCACCCCUCCUCUGGAUGGCAUCAUUCUCCCAGGCGUCACCAGACAGUCUCUGCUGGACCUUGCCAGGGAGUGGGGGGAGUUUAAAGUGACGGAGCGCAUCAUUGGAAUGAAGGAGCUGAUUUUGGCUCUAGAUGCUGGGCGGGUCCUGGAGGUGUUUGGGGCAGGUACUGCGUGUGUGGUUUGCCCCGUGGGUAGUCUGCUGUACAAAGGACAGAUGUAUCAAAUUCCAACCAUGAAGAAUGGUCCAGAUCUUGCAAAGAGAUUCUACAAAGAACUUACUGACAUACAGUAUGGGCGCAAACAGAGAGACUGGGCCCCGCUUGUCGUCUGAUUGGUCCGUUUCAUGCCAGUGGUCUUCAUCCGGUCGAAAUGGAAAAGCUCUCAUAACAGAUCACCUGUCUCUCUCUCUGUCUCCUUCUCUCUCCUCACAGAGCAGGAGAAGACAGACUGGUCUGAGUUGUGAGUGGAUAGUAUUGUUUUGUUUUUUUUUACGUGUGGACUUUUAAAGGGAUAGGUUUUAGUUGUUUUACUGUAACCACUUGACAGGACAGUCCUGAAACAACCACUGAACUUGAUUAGCAGUGAUGUGGCUGCUGCUGCAGCAGUGCCCCUCUCACGUGUUCUUAUCGUUUUAUUUUUCCACCUUAAUUCUGUCCUUCUUCAGCACACACUGUGAGGCAUGAAGGGUUUGAAUAACACAGACACUUCCAUUUUAAGCCAAUACCUGUAUUUGACUGAUGUUUGUUCUCUGCAGUAAUUCUAUGGUGUAGUUGUCUGUUACAGGGACAAUAACCCAAAUGACAAGAAAAUAUGUAAAAUAUCAGAAAUGAAAAUAGAUAAGGAACAAAAAGGUCAGUUGACAGAUUUCUGUAGGAAUAUGCGUCAAACUGGAUUUUAACAUUGCAGUAACACUAUUAAAAUGAAUUUGUUUCAUGUUAGUUACCUGGAGAACCAGUUAUGUGGAUCUUAGGCAGGUGUGUUAAAUUACCUGUGUGUAAUAUAAGGAAACUUAUUUUAGCUUUCUCUGAUGGCUUGGAAGGAUGACAUGUUUGUAUAUGCUAAGCAUAUGUACACAGGCCGGUUUGGAAAGGAGAUACACAUUUCCUCCUGUCAUAGAGAGGAGAAAGUCUGUACCUGUGCCUGUCUUCCUUUUGGGGAUCUUGAUUGGGUAACUGCUUCCUUCAGUAGAUCUAACAUUGUCAUGAGUUGGCAGAGUCUGUAAUUGGAGCAGCGGAGACCACUGAGUUGCAGCGUUACCUGUAACAUGGACCUGAUGUUGUGUUACCUGUAACAUGGACCUGAUGUGGUGUUGCCUGUUAAAAAAAUAGUUUUAAAAUGUGAACUGUCUGGGUUUUCAUCGGGAUUCUCUUUAUUUUUUUCGUUAUUCAUCAAAGGUCUUGUCUCCAUUUUGUAAGUUGCAGUGUGUUUAUGUUGCCAUGGUAAUGACUACUGUAAGCAUUUCUAGAUGCCGUUUCCUACCCUGAUUCUGUUUUCUCUGUCAUCUUCCGUCUCUCCUCUUCGUUCUAAGUGCCUGAUGGUGUUGUCGUGCUGUAUUCUGUGUUUCCGUGGUGACUCUGUGACACGGCUGCCCUGAGGGCAGUGCUGCUGUAUGUUCAGCUGGGUAUUUUUAAUGCUGUAUUUUACUGGGGGAGGGGAGCAGUGGUACUCUGUUUGCUGUUACUGUAUUUUUACAAUAAAUUUGCAUCUGCUUUA